Molecule: messenger RNA, 1254 nt
Organism: Humulus lupulus (European hop)
Lineage: Eukaryota; Viridiplantae; Streptophyta; Magnoliopsida; Rosales; Cannabaceae
Exons: 1
Coding region: 1-1254 (417 amino acids)
Molecular function (GO): zinc ion binding
Source: RefSeq, a predicted model, not a curated record
AUGGAGCAAAAAAAUCCUGGAACUGUUACUCAUUUGCAGAUGGACAAUGAAGGUAGGUUCAAAUAUUGCUUCGUGGCCUUAGAUGUUUCUAUAAUGGGGUUCAAAACAUAUAUUCACCCAGUUAUAUGUGUAGAUGGAACCUUCUUGACUACUCGGUGUGGGGGUACUUUGUUAUGUGCCAUGGGACAAGAUGCUAACAAGAAAAUAUAUCCAAUUGCAUUUUCAGUAGUUGACUCAGAGAAUAAUGACUCAUGGUUGUAUUUUCUACUGAGGUUGAAGGAAGCGAUUGGUGAAGUGGAGAAUCUAGUAUUCGUGUCUGAUAGACAUACUAGUAUAGCAAGUGCCUUGACUAAAAAAUUUCCUGAGGCACACCACAGUGCUUGUAUACAUAAUGUUAGCAUGAAUAUCCGUGCGAAGUUCAAAACUGACCAUUGCCAUGAAGAAUUCUUCCUUGCAGCGAAAGCUUAUAGAAAGCGAGAGUUUUUACGCCAUUUUGAGAAGAUUAAAUUCAAAGAUCUUGCAAUUGCUCAAUACUUAGAGAAUCAAGUGGGUUUUGAAAAGUGGGCUCAUUCUUUCUUUCCUGGUCAUCGAUAUAAUUUAAUGACUACAGGUAUUGUCGAAAGCUGGAACAAUGUCAUUGCUGAGGCACGUGGGUGGCCAAUUACCUGUUUCAUGGAAUUUAUGAGGCACACUUUACAAAAAUGGUUUUUUGAGCGUCGAACUGCAGCAUCAGCGGCUACAGGUCCUCUUGCCACAGAAAUGGAAGAUGAUUUGCGAAAGUUAGCAGACAAGUCCACUACCUCAUUCCCUUUUCCAUCUAGUCAGUAUGAAAUAACAGUAUUGGACGGUGAUCUGGAUGGAGAUGUCGACCUGAGGAGGAAAAAAUGUAGUUGUAGAAGAUUUGAUUUGACAGGUCUUCCUUGUGAACACGCUCUAGCUGGUGCUCGAGAUCGUGGCAUUAGUCCAUAUACUUUAUGCUCUAGAUUCUACACAGUUGAAGCGUGGUUGUCAUCCUAUGGUGGAUCUGUAUAUACGCUGGGUAAUGAAGAAUCUUGGGUGAUACUAAAUGACAUAGGAAGUAUGAUGAUAACUCCUCCUUUAGUGAAGCAGAAGGCUGGUCGUCCAAAGAAGAAACGAUGUUUAUCAAAGGGUGAGAAGAAUAGCAAACAACGUAGAUGUAGUAGAUGUGGUGUCCUGGGCCACAAUCGAGUGACGUGCACCACUGUUUGUCCCUCGCCGUCUAGACAUGCUUAG